UUUUGGAGAAGGAUUUUCAUGAAAAGAGAUGGGUGACUUGACAAACUGCUCUGCAAGAGAAAUCCUUGGUUAACAAGCAGGGGAAGAAGUGCCUUGUCAGCACAGGGAUGGAUGGGACAAGGCUGGUGGUGUUUGCAGAGUUCAGGGCAACAUCUGUGAAGAGCAACCAACACGAACAUUGUGACAAGGCACAAGUGGGAACUAGGGUCGUAAAGCCUUGCAGGGAGGCACAGAGGAGAAGGAGAGAAAACACGAAGCUGUGGGCUAUACAGCAAGGGAGUGAGCUCCAAAGGAAUGGACAAUGUGGCUGAUUCAACCAUGUGUUCCUGCCCAUGCCAUUUGAUUUUCGGUAGCAAAAAUGAGAAUUUUGUUAGCCACAUGGGACCCAGCACAUCAGCCCUGGAGCUCUCCUGUGGCUCAGGCAUAAAGCAGCUCUGCUUUGACAGGAUCCUCCCAAGCAGCCCUGUGCUCAGGUUGUCCUUCUGUCCCUCUGUGUCCCCAGAUGCUUUCCACAGACCCUGCUCAGCAGUGAGAUACCUGGCACAAGCCCUGAGGGCACUGACCACUCCAGCCACAGGUACCACUGCAUUAUUAAAGUAAUUAGAAAACCACAGAGGAUCAAAGCUCGCUCUUGCAGAGCUAAAUGGAAACGAAGACUUCUUGCUGCAAACCCAUAUGUCUAUUAACACUUUAUAAAUCUGUGGAACGCCUGUAACAAAUGUCACCACAAUGCAGAUAAGUUCAGGGAUUACAAAAUGACUUAUGACACCUGUCUGACCAGCUGCACCACCGCGGUUAACCAGACAGAAAUGCGUAUCUGCCACUUCUGGGAGGCACCAGAAGAGGGUUCAAUUUAAACCAAUUAAUAAAAUAGCCUGUUUGGGCAAAAAAAAAAAAAAUAAAUAAUUGUUCUCUGAGAAUACAUGCAUUCAACACUGCUAGAAAAUCCCUGCCAUCUGACGUAGAGGGAUUUAUAGGUUUAGUGGAAAUUGCUUUCCCCACUGUCCAGAUUAAAUACUGCAGGAUGAUUUUUUGUAUGAGUAAACAUCCUUCCAAUAACGAUCAGACCGAUAAUGUCUUAAAAAGAGAAACAGGAUCUACGUUUUGCUUUUCUUCUUCUUGUAUGGACUAUUUCUGGAUACAGAACAUUCAGGUAACAUGUUGACUGUCCAUAAAAUGCAUUUUAGCAUCUUCCUGCUGUUGUGGGGAUGGGUUUUAUCCACUGAAUGCAGAGUCCACCGACAAGGAAAAGAAAUACAUGAGGCGUACAAAAAAGGCAGCCGGCCCCAGCGGCAGAGACGGGAAGCCCACGGCGAGGCGCACAAGCAGGGCAGUAGCCCAAUCCUGAAACGAAGCCCUGACAUCACCAAAUCUCCACUGACAAAGUCAGAACAGCUGCUGCGAAUAGACGACCAUGACUUCAGCAUGAGACCAGGUUUUGGAGGCCCUGCAAUUCCUGUUGGGGUGGAUGUCCAAGUUGAAAGUCUGGACAGCAUUUCUGAGGUGGAUAUGGACUUCACCAUGACGCUCUACCUGAGACACUACUGGAAAGACGAGAGGCUCUCCUUCCCCAGCACCAACAACCAGAGCAUGACGUUUGACGGCCGGCUGGUGAAGAAGAUCUGGGUCCCUGACAUGUUCUUUGUGCACUCCAAGCGCUCCUUCAUCCACGACACCACCACGGACAACGUCAUGCUGCGGGUCCAGCCAGAUGGGAAGGUACUUUAUAGCCUCAGAGUUACAGUAACAGCAAUGUGCAACAUGGAUUUCAGUCGCUUUCCCCUGGACACACAGACGUGUUCCCUGGAGAUUGAAAGCUAUGCCUACACCGAAGAUGACCUCAUGCUCUACUGGAAGAAUGGGAAUGACUCCCUAAAAACAGAUGAGAGGAUAUCUCUGUCCCAGUUCCUGAUCCAGGAGUUUCACACCACCACCAAGCUCGCCUUUUACAGCAGCACAGGUUGGUACAAUCGCCUCUACAUCAACUUCACCUUGCGCCGUCACAUCUUCUUCUUCUUGCUCCAGACCUACUUCCCCGCCACUCUCAUGGUCAUGUUGUCCUGGGUGUCCUUCUGGAUCGACCGCCGAGCGGUACCUGCCAGAGUCCCUUUAGGGAUCACCACCGUGCUGACCAUGUCCACGAUCAUCACGGGGGUGAACGCCUCCAUGCCCCGUGUUUCCUACAUCAAGGCAGUGGACAUUUACCUGUGGGUCAGUUUUGUGUUCGUCUUCCUCUCGGUGCUGGAAUACGCGGCCGUGAAUUACCUGACCACUGUGCAAGAGCGGAAGGAGAGGAAACUCCGGGACAAGCUUCCCUGUGCGUGCAGCCUACCUCAGCCCCGGCCCAUGAUGAUGGACGGCAGCUACAACGACGGCGACGUGGGCGAGCUGGGGCACUACGUGUCCGAGAACGGCGACAAGCAGGACAGGAUGAUGGUGCAGCUGGCGCUGGGGUCCGAGAGGGGCUCGGGCAGGAGGAAAAACCAGAGAUACGUCAGCAUGAGGAUCGACACUCACGCCAUCGACAAGUACUCCAGGAUAAUAUUCCCUGGUGCAUACAUUCUAUUUAAUUUGAUAUACUGGUCGAUUUUUUCAUAAACAUCUGUAACUUCCAUAGUCACGGUGUACUGCCAUGGUACAUGAAGGUACUGUCUCAUAGGUGAACAGAAAGAAAAUAGAGAUUGUUUUAAAUUUGAAGGAAGGAAUAUCACAAAUAUUGAUUUUUUUCAGGAUUAUAUUUUUUUUUUAUUAGAUGCAACUCAUCUGUGGCAUAAAUAACUGUGCAAGUUUCACAUUUCAAAUAAAUAUAGGAUAUACAAUCUAAAACCUUAUACUUAUUUGAAGCUGUGCUAUGUUCCUUCUUGUGCCUCACAGGCCACUGUAAGCUAUUUUAAGAAGUGACAGUAAUUGCCAGCUGCUUAUGUAUGGUGCAGGUUCCAUUGUGUGCCCCUGAAAUCCUAAUUCUUUCAGUACUUGAGCACAUGCAAACAUCUCUGGACUCAGCAGACUUACAACACUCAAUGCCGAUGAAUACAAGGAAUAUGCAAAUGGUUGCGUGUUUGCAGGAUGAGGUCAGAAACAGCUACUGCAAACACGAAAUGCCCAGUACUGGGAAAUGCUUUGGCAAGGUUAUUGAGGGCCAAAGCUUGCUUUCAGUGCUCAAUGCCUGCCAUGCUAGCAGUACUGCACUGACAGAGCCAAGCAGUAGUAGACUUGUGCUAUGUCUGGAUUGUAUUUAAAACAGAGAAGCAUUUUGAAGCUGUUUUGAUUAACCUUUUGAAACAUAACUUGCAAUGUACAUUUCCUAAGGAAUCUCGCAGUCCGAACAAAAGUUGGACUUUCUGUGAUGCCAGCCAAAUCCUCCACAGGACCUCUCCUUGGAUCUGCUUAUUCAGGUCAGUGGGAGUUUUGCUCUUGAGUUUCCUGGGAGAGGAAAAAAAUUUCUCUGCAGUGAUCCAGCAAAGACAAUUGGGUGUCUACAAAAAGAAUGAAACUACUGUAGGAGAAGCCACUUCUCUCUGCGAUAGUCCAGGUGCUACAGGAGAGCUCCGUACAGACCGAGUGCUGAGACACUGUUGAAGCCUGUGAAGUCUCAUCCCUGCUAAAGCCACUGGUGAGUGCACUCACUUCCAGGAAAAGCCUACUCUGUCCAGAUUUAGUAAAAACAUAGAAGAAGGGUGCUCAGCAGGUCACAAAAGCAGCUGUAAGGACUUUAUGUCAGUUACUAACAUAGCUAUGUUAGUAGCAGUAAAGUUACCAUGCUGAAAGCUUUGGAAUGAAGUGAAAAGGAGCCUCCACCAUGAGACACCUGACCCAAGUCCAUCUACCCGGCUCUGCUUUCAUGCUGGAUCCUUCUCCUGGCACCUCGCAGCCCUCCAUGCCCUUGGAGGAGGCUCAGUACCUUCCAGGGCAGGAACAAGAAGACAAAGCUGGCGCUGGGGGCACUCAGCACUGACUUAAGUCCCUACUUGACAUCACGGUUCCUGCAGAGCAGCCAGCUGUAAUGUAGAAGCAGUAAAAUAUUUCAGGAAAUUACUUCAGGAAAAAUAAGAGUUGGUUGAAUAUAAUCAGGGGCCUUUAAAAUAAUCGGAGUUUUGAAGGUAUCUCACAGAAAAACUGGUCUUUCUGUUGGCGUGCUGCUAGGCGUUACCCACCUACGUCUGCACAGCUGACUGCAGCUGCAGGGGUAACAGGACUUCAAACACCCGCAGGCUUUGCACAAGGCUAUGAAAUUCUGCAGGAACAUUUUCUACAGCAACAACGUUAUCCCUUACACAGCAGAUGCUGUUGUCUUUCAUGCGUGUAGCUGCUCUGAGAAUAAAACCAAAGCAGUAGUGUCUCCAAAAGGAAAGCGAAUCCUCUUACACAGAGUCUGCCCUGGACUAUCUGAUCUGCUACUACAGGCAUUAUGCUUGUGACACUGACAUUGCAGCUGCUUGAACACUGCUGAUCGUUGCUUUAAUUUAAUAUGUAAGUAAAUUUCAUGUAAAAAAAAAAAAAAAACACAAAAAAACAAACACAGCAUUUCUUACAACUGCUAAAAAUCAAGAAACAUGGAAAGUACCUUUGCUAUACUUAUAGCUUACACUCCAACAAAAUCACAAAAAUUACAGUAAUUAUAAGACAAAACCAACCACAAGAUAGCUUUACUACUGAUUUCUAUACAACUUUUUCAUCUCAUAUAGAUACCAUCUUAGCUUUUUACCGAGUUUCCUUCUUGUUAUUCUCCAGUGAGAUUUUUUUUUCACGAGAUAAUUAAAAAUACAUAUAUUUUUUAAACCAUAAACAAUUUAAUCAGAUGAAAGUAGAAAGCUCACCAUGGCAAAAGCAUCAGCAGUGGCCACCCUCCUUUAUUCCGAUGGCACCUUAGCCCACAAAUAGCUCCAAGCUUUCUUGGGGACUGCUUGCACAGGAAUGUAUUUAGAUCCUUGGUGUUGUAAGAACCCAUUUGUCUCCACAGUUAUAAGCAUAGCAUGAACAGGAGUGCCAGAUUUUAGAGUAAGCCUGACAUGUCUUCCUGAACAGAUUCCCCAGCCCCCAUGUCUGGAUUUACGUUGUUAAUUUACUUGUGUUUUAUUUUGGAAACUCUAGUGCCUUUUCAGUCUUAUAUAAAUGUGUACAUAGAUGUAUUCUAUACGGACAGGACAUGCCAUAUGCAGCCAGUGUUUGCUAUUAAUGACUGUAAUCAUUAAACAUAACCACAUAUACAGUUUUUGGACUUUUAACCUCGCAGUGUAUGGGUUUGUAUCCAGUCAUAAACACUCUGCUCCUUUUCAUUUCCGCAAUAAAUCAGAGUGGUUUGGUUUUCAGUUUAUUUCUAGAAAUGCUCAAAAUCACAAUAAAACUUCACAUUUGUACA
This is a messenger RNA of Anas platyrhynchos (mallard), 5359 nucleotides long. Its product is annotated as gamma-aminobutyric acid type A receptor subunit rho1. Gene Ontology annotation, cellular component: membrane. The record is from RefSeq and is a predicted model, not a curated record. Lineage: Eukaryota; Metazoa; Chordata; Aves; Anseriformes; Anatidae. Gene Ontology annotation, biological process: monoatomic ion transmembrane transport. Gene Ontology annotation, molecular function: extracellular ligand-gated monoatomic ion channel activity; GABA-A receptor activity.